This is a messenger RNA of Leptidea sinapis, 2427 nucleotides long. RefSeq names its product 28S rRNA (cytosine-C(5))-methyltransferase (gene Nsun5). Gene Ontology annotation, molecular function: methyltransferase activity. Gene Ontology annotation, biological process: rRNA base methylation. Gene Ontology annotation, cellular component: nucleolus. The transcript is spliced from 6 exons. NCBI's taxonomy places the organism in Eukaryota, Metazoa, Arthropoda, Insecta, Lepidoptera, Pieridae. The record is from RefSeq and is a predicted model, not a curated record. Bases 144 to 2396 code for a protein of 750 amino acids.
UUUUAGAUUUAAUUUUCUGUGCCCUAAAGCCAUUUAAUUGUUACAUAUUAUUAAUUAUAGUGCAUUUUCUUUUGUUUUAUCAGCAAUUUUUUGAAAUCUAUAGAAGUUGAAUUAUGUUUCUCUAAAUCUUUAAACAUAUUAUUAUGUUUGAACAUUCAGUAAAAGUUCCUAGAAACUUUAAAAUUGCUGCAAGUAUAGUAAAAAAAGUAAUAACAGAAGGUGGAGGAGUAAAAAAUCUUUUGUAUGAUAAUAAACUUCGGCAUUUUAGAACAAACGUUAUAUAUGCGUUAGUUACUGAAACUAUUAAACAUGAUGCUGAAAUUAAUAAACUCUUCGAAACAACUGGUCUAUUAGAAAAAGAACCUCGCCUAGACCAAUGGUUGGCUAAAGUUAUCACUACUGAAUUAUUGUUUGGCAAAAAAGAGCUUCCAGGCGGUAGUAAACCUGAGAAAACAAUACUUAGUUAUAGAGAACAGUUUGAGAAUAUUCCCCGCCAACCACAAGUUGAAGUGAAACCUGAAGUUCGCCGGCCUCGUUAUGUGAGAAUAAAUACAAAUCUUCUAACAACCUCUGAUGCAAUAAGUGCUUUUCAAGAUGAAGGGUUCAGAUUCAUCAGGUGUACCUCCGGACCCUAUGAUGAUUACUUGAGUCAGAUAAAAACAUUAACAGAAUAUGAUUUCACACAGGACUAUCAUGUAAAGACUAUGUUUGUUUUUCAUCCAAGUACAAAAUUCCAUGAUUAUGACUUGUAUUUAGAAAAUAAAAUUAUAUUACAAGACAAGGCAACAGCUUUACCAGUUCAAUUAUUGGCGCCACCUCAAGGAAGUGUCAUAAUGGACAUGUGCGCAGCCCCUGGCAACAAAACAACACAAUUAGCAGCAUUCAUCAGAAAUCAGGGUAAAAUAUAUGCGGUUGAAAGAAACGAAGAAAGAUAUAAAACACUCUGCGAUUUCGUAGAACGAACUGAGUCAAAAUGUGUGACAACCAUGCAUAGAGAUACAUUGGACAUCAAGAGAGGGGAAUGUGAUGAUGUUGAAUAUAUAGUAUUGGAUCCAAGCUGCUCGGGAUCAGGUAUGCAACUAUCUGUGCACAGUUAUGUAGAUGAUGUCAGACUUGCCAGACUAACUUCACUUCAAGAGAAAUUUUUAAAACACGCCAUGAACUCUUUUCCGAAUGCCAAAAAGAUUGUGUACAGUACAUGCUCUUUGUUUCCCCAAGAGAAUGAGAGAGUUAUAUCAAAUGUAGUGAAACAAUCAAGAGCUAAGUGGAAAGUGUUGAAUGUAAAAGAGAUGUUAAAAGAUCAGUGGAAUAAUUUUGGAUCUGGAAUGUAUGGUGAGAUAGGAACAAGGUGUUUGUAUUCGCGUCCAGAUUCAGAUCUGACUACAGGUUUUUUCCUGGCUGUAUUAGAAAGAGACAGCAAGCAACAAGAAAGUCAGGAAUUGAAAAGGAAAGAGCAAACAGAAAAAAAUUCAUUACUAUCUCAGAAUAAGAUUGAAUCAUUAAAUGAUACUGAAAUAUCUAAUCAUUGUGAACAAAAUAGUAAAACGAAAGGAAAGAAAAGGAAGAAAAUGACUACCGAUGUUUGUACUGAUACGAUACAAGAAGAGAGCGAGGUAUGUCAAAAUGUAAUUAAAGUUAAAAAGAAAAAGGCUAUCCUAGAAGAUAUACAGGAAAGUAAUAGUAUGGCGGAAACUAUAGAAUGCAGUGGCAUAUCAGUUGAAAGUGAUGGUAAUACUCAAAAAAGAAAAACAAAAAAGAAAAAAAAACGUAUACAAGACGGUGAAAUGGUGAGUGAUCAAGAUGUAAUUAUUGCAGAAGAAGUAAUCGAAAAUUCAAAUGAAAAAAAGCAAACUAAAUUGAAGAAAGUUGAUAUUGUAAUUUUAGAAACAGAAUCUGAACCAAACUUAAACAAGAAGAAAAAGAAAAAGAAUAAAAGUAGUAAAGCAGAAUCAGAAAAUGUUGGUCAUAAUAGUGACCAUAUUACUCGACAAGAUGGGGGUAACUUAAUUGAUGACACAGUUAUUAAUUGCGAAAUUGAGCGUAAGUCUUCAAGUAAAAAAAGGAAUAAAUCAAAAGAUUUUUUGAAAGAAAAUGACUCAAGUGGUAUGGAAGUAUUAAUUGAAAGUGCAGACGUAAAUAAUCAAAUCGAUUACGACAAGACCAAUGAAACGAUCCAUAGCAAGAAGAAAAAGAAGAAAAGUAAAGAAUUAACAAAUAAUGUAGAAUUAAUUCUACAUGACGAUUCACAAAAUCUUAACGCAGUAGACUUUGAAAAAGACGAGCAAUCGUCGAAUAAAAAGAAGAGGAAAUCUAAAGAUUCAGAGAUAAUUGAAGAUUUUGUAGUAGAUUGCCAUAAAAAAUCAAAAAAGAAGAAAACAUCUAAGAACAUUUCUUAAUGUUUUAAUCAAUAAAUAUUUUUGAAAAAUA